This is a messenger RNA of Ceratitis capitata (Mediterranean fruit fly), 2254 nucleotides long. It is a transcript of the gene ash2, whose product is annotated as set1/Ash2 histone methyltransferase complex subunit ASH2. The record is from RefSeq and is a predicted model, not a curated record. The transcript is spliced from 10 exons. Gene Ontology annotation, molecular function: protein binding; transcription cis-regulatory region binding. The coding region runs from base 282 to 1979 and encodes 565 amino acids. Lineage: Eukaryota; Metazoa; Arthropoda; Insecta; Diptera; Tephritidae. Gene Ontology annotation, cellular component: Set1C/COMPASS complex.
UGUUGAUUUUUAAGUAUUCAUAGCCACGCAAUCCUACUACACUAAACUCAACGUUGCAGAUUACUUAUAUUUUAAAACAUCCCAUCAAAAUAUUUGCCGUUAUUUUUUGACACAGCCUCUAGUCUGCUUACUGAACAUACCUAUCCAGUUUUUGUCCGUGUCCAAUUGCAUACAUCUUUUGCAAACAUUUUGCAGACGCUUUUAGGUUUUUUUUGGGCUAUUUUGCUUAUUCCUAUCUGGAAGUACGGUUUUCAAAUAAAUAAAUACUUCUUGUUAGAAAUAUGGAUGAAAUUCAAACUGAUACUAAUUCGCAGUCCGAAACUGCGUCCGAGUGUACUUCCAGCGAACGUGCCACGGAAAACACAAAGGAUGAGAAACCUGCUGUACCAGCCACCAGCACCGGCAUUUGCUAUUGUGGGAAAGAUCGUAAUCUUAAUAUCGUUGAACUACUGUGUGCUAAUUGUAGUCGUUGGUUUCAUGAAUCUUGCAUUGGUUAUCAAUUGGGAAAGUUGGUACCCUUCAUCAGCAACUAUGUUUUCGUCUGCAAAAACUGCUCACAAAGCGGUCUAGAGGUUUUUCGUAAAAGUCAAGCAACAAUACCCCAAAUGUGCAUUACUGCCAUAGCUAAUAUGCAACAGAACGCGCAAAAGGAGGGCAAUUCCAAAUUCCUAUUUAGCAAAGAUAAAGAAAUCAUCCCAUAUAUAGAACAAUACUGGGAAGCUAUGACUACAAUGCCGAGGCGUGUAACACAGUCAUGGUAUUCGACAGUACAGCGUUCACUUGUUAAAGAGGUAAACACUUUGUUCACAUACGAAGAAAAUUCGGAAACUGGCGCGAUGUUUGGUUUGGUGACACAGGAUCUUUCACUAAUAAAACCGAACUAUGAUACCAUGGGUAAGAGCGGAUUACUACGAACAUCGGAAGAUGGUCACGGGACAGCUUCCUCUCUGACGAAGAAUAAUCGUCAAAACAAGCGCAAACUUCCCGGAAAUGAUUCUGGUCCUACUGGCAAAAAGGGUCGUCCCAGUUCGGAUAUUACUGCGAAUGUGAAACUUCCAGCGCAUGGUUAUCCAUUGGAACACCCUUUCAACAAGGAUGGCUACCGCUACAUUUUAGCAGAACCUGAUCCACAUGCUCCAUUCCGGCAAGAAUUCGAUGAGAGCUCCGAUUGGGCUGGCAAACCCAUACCAGGCUGGUUGUAUAGAACUUUAGUGCCAAAUUGCGUCUUAUUGGCCUUGCAUGAUCGGGCACCGCAAUUGAAAAUUUCUGAAGAUCGUUUGUCUGUCACUGGAGAAAAGGGAUAUUGUAUGGCACGCGCUACACACUCUGUAAAUCGUGGUCGUUGGUAUUUCGAAGCCGUUGUGGACGAAAUGCCAGAAGGUGCCGCAACACGUUUGGGUUGGGGUCAAGAAUAUGGCAACUUGCAGGCUCCACUCGGCUAUGACAAAUUCGGUUACUCGUGGCGCUCGCGUAAAGGUACAAGAUUCCAUGAAAGUCAUGGCAAACACUAUAGUGACGCCUAUGCGGAAGGUGACGUGCUAGGCUUUCUAAUCGAUUUGCCCGAUGAAGUAGAUACCAGCUACUUACCCAACACUUUUAAGGACAGACCACUUGUUAAAUUUAAAUCACAUUUAUAUUACGAAGACAAGGAUAAAGUACAGGAAACAAUUAAGGGCCUACAAGUCCUUCCAGGCAGUAAAAUAGAGUUUUUUAAGAAUGGUAAAAGUCAAGGUGUGGCUUUUACAGAAAUAUAUGGGGGUUCAUAUUAUCCAACCAUAUCCAUUCAUAAAAGUGCCUCUGUAAGUGUGAAUUUCGGACCUAACUUCAAACAUCCUGAAGUUAUAACCGAAUUCAAAGCGAAAGGAAUGUACGAACGUGUUGAAGAGUUGAUAAGUGAACAGUGCCUCUCAGAUCUAUUAUAUCUGACUGAGAAUGACGGAAGACUGCGUUUGGAUAAUUUUAAUUUUAAAUUAAAGUGAUAAAGCUUCAUUGGUGUUAAUUAUGGUGUGAAGCAGUGGUGAGCCACGUAUAAAUUAAGGAUGCGACAUUAACUGAUAUAUUAACGAUUCUACAAAAAUAGAUUAGCCAUCGUCCCCGAGAAGGCAGUGCAAUAUCAUGGAUGAAAGCACAAUCUCUUAAAACGAUUUUGUCACGAAAGUUAAUAAACUCUUUCCUACCAUGUUAUGUCGUUAUUACGACCGUUUCCUUGUUAAAAUUUUAAGUAAAAUAAAACAUAUUUUUUAAUUUUAUCAAC